AUGGAGCCCCAUUCAUCACCAGCGGCACCACCGCCGCCGCCGCCGCUGCCGCAUGUCGUGUAUGAUGCGCUGAGUAAGGCGCAGAAGGCGGCGCCGCGACUGAAGCCGAUCCCCGCCUUCGAAGUGUACAAGGUAGCACGGGAGGAGGAGCUGGCCGCCUACCGUAUGCUGUGUCGCGUACUUGUCAUGCAUCACGGCACCCCACUUCCAAAGGCGCAGCAGCGCAUCCUCGAUGACAUGGGCGAAGAACUGUUCAUUGGGCAAGAGCGACAGGAAUUGGAGAAAGAGAUGGCAGAGCAGGAUAAGGUACUGCAGGGUAUUCGCAAAUCCGGUGUGCUGCAGCGCCGUGGCGACUUCACCGACGGUGUGGAGGAGAUGACCGUGGAAGACUACCUUGCCGAGGCCCCGAAAGACGAUGGCAACGGCCUCUACAUGCCCAUCUCCAAGACGCCUCGCGUGGAUAGAACAGACUCCGGUGCCGCACGAACGACAGCCGUCGCUGCCGCCGCCGCCGUGGGGGCCAAGCGCAAGGGUCACGUGCACGCCGCCGUGUCAAAGUUGGCGAAGGAGAUUGAGGCUUCGGGCAAGAGUCUGCUGUUUACGAGCAGCGCUCAGGAAGAGCAGCAGCUUAUUCAAGCUCUUCAGCAAAAGCGCGAGGCACUGAUGACACUGAGAGGAGAAUUGACAGAGGCGUAG
Molecule: messenger RNA, 696 nt
Organism: Leishmania braziliensis MHOM/BR/75/M2904
Lineage: Eukaryota; Euglenozoa; Kinetoplastea; Trypanosomatida; Trypanosomatidae
Exons: 1
Coding region: 1-696 (231 amino acids)
Source: RefSeq, a predicted model, not a curated record